Messenger RNA from Periconia digitata, 1696 nucleotides. The record is from the annotation of a GenBank genome assembly. NCBI's taxonomy places the organism in Eukaryota, Fungi, Ascomycota, Dothideomycetes, Pleosporales, Periconiaceae.
CCAUCCGAUGGCGACCACAUGUGGCACGAGCCAGCCAUUUCAUGCCCUUGCCGCCUCAUCCAGUCAGUAGUCGCUUCUGCUUCUUCUUGGUCGUGAAAAUUCUGCCGUCGUGAAGGUCGUCCAUGCGUGUAGGCCAUGGAAGGAUGGUGAUGGAUAAAUAAGAUGGAACGACGUUUGAAGGCACACUGGGGGGGAAAAAAGGGCGUGCGCUGACUCGGGUGACGCCAGACAUCUUCGAGCUAUUGCCAUCCAUCACCUGCGUCGUGUCGUUUCAGCCCCCUUCAGAACGUGCUUCAACCACUCUCCCCUUUCCCCAGAUGAACCCAUGGGGACCGCACUCCGGCCACCCUUAGGCCAUCAAUGUUUCCAUCGCCGGCUUGUCGUUGUUCGCUACACCUCACCACCGAACCCUGCCUGAUACGACCUGGGCGGAAUCCCCUCUUGGCGCCCGCGUGCGACUGCCUCUCACCAUCUCGUUGUCAAUCCACGGUGCCCGCAUUUGCAUCACCUGUGCUGCCCAGUGCUUCUAUAAUUAUCUAGCAACUAUACUCUAUAACUGCCCUUUUCCUUCAUCUCCAGCAAUCCCAUCCAAAAAUCAAUGUUUCUUCCGCCUCCCUAGCAUCUUCUUGUUCUUUUCUCUUCUCUUUGACCUCUCAUCAUGCCCUUGACUGUGAAAUCCAUCAAUGGCGAUUCAUCCUUUUUGCUCACUUUUAGCCCUCCAAUCGCCCCCUUCUCGUCGUCAACAGCCUCGUUUCCGGGUUCAUUCACCAUACUCGUCGAUCCCUGGUUGGUCGGCCCUGCCACCAUCUUGAGCAGCAUCUUCUCCAUUUCGGAACAGACAGCAAAGCCAUGCAUAUCCUCCUUGCAAGACCUUGACCGCGAGCCGGACGUCAUUCUCAUCUCACAGGACAAGCCAGACCAUUGUCACGAGCAGACUCUGCGACAAUUGCCUCGACACUGCGGGUCCACAAUUCUGGCUAUUCCACCGGCUGCCCGAAAGAUCCGCUCCUGGAAACACUUUCGACCUGAUUUGGUUCAAUCGCUACCAAAGUAUGUCGAGGGUCAGAGCCAAUCCAUCCUUCGUCUUGUCCUUCCGCCUAUCUCACCCAAAGGAUCAUGCGGGGAGGUCACCUUGUCCUGGAUGCCUGCGAGAAGAGAUGUUUCCGCUUUGCAUCACGCCAUUGGCAUCACAUACCGACCGCCUUGCUGCGAAUCUCUUCUCAGCCCCCCAGAUUCUCCAAUAUCUUUCAAGACUGCCUCUUCUUCACCGGGGACGCUUCUCGACAAUAGUCGGGAAAGGACGUUAUCGGUGAUUUACUCACCCCAUGGAGUGCCCUAUGACAUCAUUCAGCCUUACGCUGCCUCCCACCUGGUGACCGAGGCCGCGCUUCCUUUGACUGCCCUCAUACAUUCUUUCGAUCGUGUGGAGAACCCUUGGUAUCUCGGAGGGAACAUCUCGGCUGGCUAUCCAGGAGGAAUGGUCAUUGCCAAGAAUCUCUAUGCCCGCUCGUGGAUCAGCGCUCAUGAUGCACACAAGAGAACCCGAGGCUUGUCGGUCAAAUUAACAAAGAUUGGGAAAUGCGAUGAUGAUCAAAUCAAGACCAUGUUUUCCAGGGGCGAUAUUGCGAAUGUCAAGACUGCAGUGUCUACGAAUCUCGUGGCCCUGGACGCUGGGCAAGAGCACCGCAUCCGGUGA